Messenger RNA from Drosophila takahashii, 1825 nucleotides. RefSeq names its product bleomycin hydrolase. The record is from RefSeq and is a predicted model, not a curated record. Gene Ontology annotation, cellular component: cytoplasm. Gene Ontology annotation, molecular function: cysteine-type aminopeptidase activity. NCBI's taxonomy places the organism in Eukaryota, Metazoa, Arthropoda, Insecta, Diptera, Drosophilidae. Gene Ontology annotation, biological process: proteolysis.
CAUAGCUAGUCGUAAGUAAUAGCAGGAAUUUCUGAAAAAUUAUCUUAAUUAAAUUAGGGUUGGUUAAGGAAAUUUAUGGUUUGUCAAACUGCGUUCUAAUACUAGAGGAACAGAAAACAUUGCUUUCCCGAUGUUUUAACAGGCAAACAUCGAUGUAAUAUCGAAUGAUUCUGCACCUCCAUCUAGUAUCUAAAGUUGUAGAGUUGCUUUGAAAAAUAUGAAAAGUUUGUAGAAAAGUAUAAAUUGUAUCUCGGUAUUUCAACAGAAGCGUUCGACAAUUGGCUUUCUCGUGGACUCGAUACGAUAAAUAGACAAUAGGUCUAAAUUUGUAGUGUCUAUUCUUGCACUUUUCUAAUGCCAAAUGCGAAAAUGCACUUUCUGCUGACCGAACCGCAGUGGUCCGCCUGGUGCUCCGCAUUCUACGAAUCUCCGCAGAAUCGUCUGGCCCAGAAUGUCUGUACCGCUCGAGAUCCCAUCAACGUGUGUCUGCGAUCCGAAGCGGAAUUGUGCUCCUUAGUCCAAGGCAACAAAACAUGGCACGAGGUGGAUACUCAGGGAAAGGGAACCACUGGUGGUCCUAGAUGGAUUUGCACGGGCCUCGACCUGCUGCGCCAGGAGAUGGACAGAAAGUUCCCUCUGCCUUCGGACUUUGAAUUCUCUGCAGCGCACUUAUUUUUCUGGCACAAGCUGGAGCGAUGCAACUACUUCCUGUGGACAGUUGCUGAUCUUCUAAUGCAAUGCGAGCCGCUGGAUGGUCGCUGCUUUCGGCAUUUCAUGAAGAAUGCCGUUCCGGAUGGGGGCAACUGGCAGAUGUUUGUUAACCUGGUCAAGAAAUACGGCGUAAUGCCCAAGAAAUGCUACCUGUCCACACAGCGAAGUCGAAAAAUGAACACUAUGCUAAGGAGUAAGCUCCGUGAAUAUGCCAGCAAGCUGCACGCCCAGUUCACAUUCAAUGGCAACGGCGACCGCCUGCCCAAGCUGAUUCCAAAAAUGAUUAAGAGUCUCUUCAAACUGCUGAGCAUCUGCCUGGGUGAACCGCCCGAGACUUUCUCAUGGACAUUCUACGACCACAAGAAGCGCUACCACAGCUUGAAAAAACUGACAUCGGUGCAUUUCUACGAGGUGAUGGUGGCCUGUACCGUCGAUCUGGACGCUUUCGUUUGCCUUGGCCACGAUCCUCGAAUUUCCUCGAUUCCCCAGAGCAACUAUCAAGUCACCCACAGUUCCAACAUGAUGGGCGGUGAACCGCACAGGUAUAACAACCAAUCGAUUGAGGUCAUAAUGCAGAUUAUAGUGGACUCCUUGGCCGGCGACAAGCCAGUUUGGCUAGGCUGCGACCUUUCCAGCAUAUUAAGUACAAAAUCGGGACCAUUAAGCCUACAAUCUCAUACAUUUGAUCUAAUAUUCGGCAUUAAGGUGGGUGACUGCCUUAGCAAAGCAGAGAGACUGAUCUACAAAGAAUCCCGACGGGACACAGCUUUACUGCUCACUUCGGUUGGAUUGGACUCUAUGAAAGAGCCCGUAGAGUUUCGCACCAUUAGUGCUAUUGCAGUUGGCCAAAGCGAAUCCACAGGGAGUCUCCAUGAAAACGAUGAUAAAAAUAAGAAAAACAAUGAGGAGAAACUUAAGAAGAAGUCGGCCAAAAACCAAGCCAACAAAAUGGAGGCAGAUUGGUUGAGGGAGUACGCCUUCGAAAUAGUGGUCCACGAGAAAUUUGUUCCUCCGGGGGUUCUACAUGCCGCUAGAAUGCCGAAAUACAAAGAGUUGCCCGCCUGGGAUCCCAUGGGAGCCUUCCUUAAAUAAAAUGUAACUACUUUUUAAUCUA